Molecule: messenger RNA, 749 nt
Organism: Octodon degus (degu)
Lineage: Eukaryota; Metazoa; Chordata; Mammalia; Rodentia; Octodontidae
Exons: 5
Coding region: 138-749 (203 amino acids)
Source: RefSeq, a predicted model, not a curated record
AGCUGGCCCCGGCCCGCAGGAAGGAAGGAGCCGCUAUCAGCUCCCCGAUAAGCCACCCCGAGGCCAGAAAGCCGGUGCACUCGGCCAGGGUUGUGCAAGGCGGCCGGCUCUAUCGGGCCCCAUCUCUGGCACUUUCCAUGACGGGCGGUUUGGACGCCCCAUCCCGGCCCGAGGCCCUGCUCCGGGCCAGCUGUGGCCGGGCGGACCGACGCGGACCCCCGGCCGAGCGCGGAGGGAGCCCCAGCAUGGGCCGGCGGCGUCAGCUGCAGGUUCCUGGUCCCCGGGUGGCCACCGUGUCAGCGCUGCUGUGCUUCUGCAUCCUUCUGUGUGUGACCAGCGGUGCAGCAGAUGCCUCUCUUGGACCCGCUCAGAGCGGCCGCGCGCCCGUCGCCCACCUGCAGCUGCAGCCGCGGCUGAAGACGCUGAGCUGGAUCUCGGGGAGCCCCGCGCGCGGGAUGGGCUGCCGCAUGGACGCCCCCUUGCAGGCUCCUGCUGCCUGCUCACCAGCUGAUGCGAUGGCGGAGCCCGGCGGCUCCGGCCGGCCGCUGCGGAUGGCGAGCGUGCGCACCGCCGCGCACCGUCGUGGCUUCCUCAGCUUCGGCCCCGGGCCCGGGCGCCCGGCCCAGCCCGCACUGCGGGCUCCCUUCCUGCUGGGCUGGAACCCGAGACCCGCCUGCCUCAGCCUCGCCCAGGGCGCUCCACCUCGAAUUGCGCACACCGGCCUACGCCGCCGUGAGCUCACUGUGUAG